Molecule: messenger RNA, 375 nt
Organism: Melampsora larici-populina 98AG31
Lineage: Eukaryota; Fungi; Basidiomycota; Pucciniomycetes; Pucciniales; Melampsoraceae
Exons: 2
Coding region: 1-375 (124 amino acids)
Source: RefSeq, a predicted model, not a curated record
AUGCGACUCUCAUACUUCCUUAUACCUGCACUCUUCGGAGUGAGAUUCACCCAUGGAAGUCCAAAGAUGCCAGAAAUUUGGAGAUCUUCAAGAUUCGAACGUUUACCUGAUGGAUUUGAAAUCGUAUCAAAACAAGUUCUUACAAAUGAAGAAAACAAUUCAUUGUUCAUCGAUAUUGAUUUAGGUGAAUCGACUAUCAAAGAAUUUAAAUCAGUCAGAACCGGUAGAAGAUUUCAAAGUGUGGUUCAAAUGAUGGAAAACUGUUUUCCAGGUUUUGUUGCUCGAAUUCGAAGAGCCUCAAAUCAACUUAAACGGAUUAGAUCGUUAUGGAAUCCACCCAAUACAUUGGUGGUCAGACUACACCACGUAGAAUGA